This is a messenger RNA of Puntigrus tetrazona (Sumatra barb), 760 nucleotides long. RefSeq names its product asialoglycoprotein receptor 2-like. Lineage: Eukaryota; Metazoa; Chordata; Actinopteri; Cypriniformes; Cyprinidae. Bases 20 to 559 code for a protein of 179 amino acids. The transcript is spliced from 3 exons. The record is from RefSeq and is a predicted model, not a curated record.
AAAAACCCCAAACAAACUGAUGGACCAAAUUUUGCUUGAUCUGCUCCUCUUUUCAGGACUGCUGUCUUUAACUCUUUGUAUACAACCAGAUUAUAUUCUGAUCACCAACUCUAUAACAUGGAGUGCUGCACAGAAUUACUGCAGGACAAACCAUAUUGACCUGGCCACCGUUCAGAGUAACGAAAACUGGACACGUCUGCAAGAAGCAGCAAGACAACAAUCCUUUUCUGGCUAUGCCUGGGUCGGACUGUACAACGACAUCAACAGCUGGCGCUGGUCCUACAACGAAGAGAGUCUGGUGUUCAAGUCCUGGGCUGUAGGUCAGCCUGAUAACUACGGAGCAGGAGAGGAGUGUGUCGGGAUAUUAUCUAACGGAGCCUGGUAUGAUUUCUACUGUACAGACUCAAGAUAUUUUGUGUGUUACGAUGGAAGUGCAAACGCAACAGAUAAAGUGGUUUUGAGCAACUCAAAAAGAUAUGGACUGAUGCUCAGAAGUACUGCAGAUCUCAUUAUACAGACCUGGCUACCAUUAGGAGUCAAGCCGACCAAGACGAGAUAACCAGCUUGCUAGGUUUUUUCUCCGCUGGCGUCUGGAUCGGUCUGUACAGAGACACUUGGACGUGGUCAGACGGGUCUAAUGUCACUUCCUCAACACAAAGCGCUACUCAGGGAUUUACUCGGUGGAAUGAAGACUGUGUUACUGCUGAUUUAACUGCAUUUGAUGACAGAUUGUGCUCGACACCUCUCUACUUCUACUGUA